Mitosporidium daphniae is the source of this 521-nucleotide messenger RNA. RefSeq lists its product as uncharacterized. The transcript has 3 exons. The annotation marks the transcript as partial. NCBI's taxonomy places the organism in Eukaryota, Fungi, Microsporidia. The record is from RefSeq and is a predicted model, not a curated record.
AUGAUUAGUGCCUUGGAUGAAAAUUAUAAUAGUGUUGCCUAUUGUUUUAUGGAUGUAAAGGGAUUACGAUUCUUCUUGCCUGUUUUGCUCACAUUGGGGUAUUUUGGAGCAAUAGAAAUCUGGAUGGAAUAUAUUGUAGAAGAACAGAAAACUACAACAAAUGAAAAGUAUAAAGAAAUGUGGAAUGGGCUUUCUUUUGAUCAAAAAAUUUGCUUUUUAGAAUGUAUGGAACAAAAUUUUCUAUUAGAAGCUGAUUUUAUUUUUGAAUAUAAAAAUUCGAUUUGUGAUAAUUGUGAUGCAAAACAAUAUGUAUAUGAUGGAAAUGCUGAAUUUUAUCAAUUAGUAUUAAAAUUAAAAGAAAUAACCAUAAAAAAUGAAAAAGCUGGAAUAGAAAAAAUGAAUAGGAACACAACCGAAAUAGUAAGCAUUGACAACCAAGUUGUUCUGAAACGAUUUUACAAAAAAGGAUUUCACGAAUUGGGCUCACAUUUUUUUCAUUUACCCGAAAUGCCUUCUGACGA